AUGAAGAUUCAGGUUGACCAGAUAUACGGAAUUUAUUCAUGGAAAUGGGACGUUCCUGAAGAUGAGCUUUGUGGUAUUUGCCGUGUACCAUUUGAUGGUGCUUGUCCUGCCUGCAAAUAUCCCGGGGAUCAAUGCCCUAUAGUUGUUGGGAUGUGUCACCAUGCGUUUCAUCUUCACUGCAUUUGGAAAUGGCUUGAAACAGAUACCUCAAGAGGGUUGUGUCCAAUGUGUAGACAACCAUUUCAUACGGACAAAAGUCUUCCGGUCAAUCAGGGAGUCGAUGCAUCAAUAGUGGGAUGUGGCCCGAAUCCAAGCCCCGGAAUGGAUACGACAGAUGAACAGGAAAUGAGCAAUCAACAAACUGUGGAGACAUCGUCAUCAUUAUCAUCUUCUUCAACGUUAGGGUAG
Messenger RNA from Brettanomyces bruxellensis, 408 nucleotides. RefSeq lists its product as uncharacterized. The coding region runs from base 1 to 408 and encodes 135 amino acids. Gene Ontology annotation, cellular component: nucleus; anaphase-promoting complex. Gene Ontology annotation, molecular function: zinc ion binding; ubiquitin protein ligase activity; cullin family protein binding. The record is from RefSeq and is a predicted model, not a curated record. Gene Ontology annotation, biological process: anaphase-promoting complex-dependent catabolic process; protein ubiquitination; positive regulation of mitotic metaphase/anaphase transition. Lineage: Eukaryota; Fungi; Ascomycota; Pichiomycetes; Pichiales; Pichiaceae. The transcript has 2 exons.